Danio rerio (zebrafish) is the source of this 1924-nucleotide messenger RNA. NCBI's taxonomy places the organism in Eukaryota, Metazoa, Chordata, Actinopteri, Cypriniformes, Danionidae. The record is from RefSeq and is marked provisional.
GUGGCAGUAUCACUUGUUGGCCACUGGAUGUCCCUCUAACAGGCGGAUUCUGCUUCUAGAAGGUGUCGUGCGCACGCGCUCUGACGCAGGCUGGCGCUGGGCAAGGACAUAAGGAGAGUGACAUUUGUAUAACGUUAACAAGAAACUCGCAUUCUUUCCUAAAUCCCACAUAAAUUUUCGUCAGCCACAUUUGGAUACUCCCACACAUCUAUGCACAGCGCGUUGACGCUCAACAGCAUCUCGUAUGAUUCACUGAGGACAGGUUCUGGAGGACUGAAUUCACACUGUGAAUGAACGAAUAAUUAGAAGCAGUGGUGGAUGGGAGAGCGCACCUUUCUUGCUGUUGAUGUCAUCUUUCUAAGACUCGUCGAGGUGUCCUCAGCACCCUGACUUGAAUGGCUGUGUGCAGAGGGGGCGUCUCUCUUUGGGUGGGGUGUGUCAGGAACCAUGGCGGAAGGCAACCAAUGACAAAACAGUGCUGGAAUUUAUGUCAGACAACCGAGUUUCACUUAAAUGACAACUGUAGGACCCUGAGCAGUGCAUCAUGGGCCUUGGCUCCUCCAAAUAGUCUACGUUACCUGUCCAUUAAACAGCCAGCCCUGUCCCAUCCCUUCCACCAUGCAUGUCAGCCCAACCGAUCGGCCAACCUCGAAGAAGAGGAAUGGGAAGAGACCGUCAGCUUGCAAGUCCUGUUCAAACCUGGAAGAAGCCAUGAGCAGCACAUGGUGGUGGAAGAGCCCUUUAUUGGGCCUGCCAAAUUAAGCGAGCUCCUUGCUCUGGGACCCAACAGACCUUUUGACUUGCUUUUUCCUUUAACCACUGUUGAUGGAAGCAGGGAGGAUGAUAUUAGCAUUAUUGGAAAUGCAGGGACUGCGGAAAAGGAGCUGAUGGAGUCUCCUUCAAGCUCCUUCAGGAGUCUCUUUGAGACUGAGGGAUGUCCUGCGCCGUUUAUGCUGGGAUCUCGCUUCUAUUGUUUUCACUCCUCUGUUUUGGAGAUCGGGAACCAACCAGGAAAGGGACAAGAUGAGUGGAGCUUCUAUCCAGCCCUCCAUGUCACACAUUGCAGCCGUGAUGAGACUGGGAGAGCGGACAAGAGCUCCAGCCAGAGAGACAUGGAGAAUGAGGAGAAACUGGCCCUGAUGCAUGAGAAGCUGAGGGUGGAGCUGCCCAGAUUCUUUAGGAAAAAUCAUGACUACAGCAUAUACUCUGAAGAUGUUGAGUUCAUCAAUGGUCUUCUGAACACCAAGACAAGGGGUCGUGUGGUGUACCAGCUGACUCUAACUCUUUGGAAAUUGAUGUGUCUCUUCUACUAUGCCGAUGCUCAGCUGGAAGUGCUGAAGCUGACCAAGCAUCCAGAAGACGGCUCCAUCAAAGCUCGCUGGAGAGUCAAAGGCCUGCCCUUCCACUCCAUUCUGGUGUUUUUCUAUAAGAAAGACAAGAAUCACCUCUACAGAACAUAUGAUGCAUUCUCCACCUUCUACAUUGGAGCUGAUGGACGAAUACAUUGCCAUAAAGUUGAAAAGGUAAUGGAGGCUCGUCCACCUCUGCUGCCCAAAGUGGCCUCAAUGCUUGGCGGGGCUCUGGUGGCCCUGGGCAUUCAGGAACACCGUCCCGCCCUCAACCUGCUCCCACUCCUGCUGUCCUCCCUCCGACAGGCCCGAGCCUGAGCCGAGAACCUGCGCUGAUUGGUCACACCAUUAAAAAGACUGUAAAAGAUGUGGCGCUCUAUUAUGUGGGUUGAGUAAAUAAGAUGUUGAUAACCAAUUCCUUGGGGGAAAAAAAGAUUGCAGAAGUAAGCCGGAACGAGUUAAAACUGAUCUCACUUGAAACAAUCUUCUAAUUUCCAUGAUAUGAAUAUCACCAACCCGAUAUCAUAUUUGGUUUGGAUUGUGAUGGGAGCCUGUAUUUAAGAUUAAACUCCACU